Molecule: messenger RNA, 399 nt
Organism: Strongylus vulgaris
Lineage: Eukaryota; Metazoa; Nematoda; Chromadorea; Rhabditida; Strongylidae
Source: the annotation of a GenBank genome assembly
AUGGGAAAAGUGAAUGUCCGAAGCGGUCACCAGAUGAGGGCUGUGCCUGCAAGCGCCCUCCGAUUAAAGGACCGCGACAAAAGUUCGUGCUGGGACUCUCACGGUUCGAUCGCCCUCUCGUUCUGCGUUUCACUCGUGACGUCCAUCGAUACUUCAGAAACGGCGAGUUGCUUAGUGCGAUUUCUUCGCUGGGCUUCCACUGAAAGUGCCGAUACUACGGGUCAUCCAUCCAAAUCGAUCAUUACUCAGUGCUCUUUGAAAUGGCUGAGGAAUAUGACGAUGAUUUCCAGUACAACUCAGAUUCGGGAAGUGAACUCGAAGAUGAGGCAAGCCAUCACUGCUGUUAAAUUUUUGUGGCCUCCUCGGUAUGAGUCGAAUGGCGAUCGUCGUUCUUUUUGA